Lethenteron reissneri (Far Eastern brook lamprey) is the source of this 2069-nucleotide messenger RNA. RefSeq names its product alkaline ceramidase 3-like. The record is from RefSeq and is a predicted model, not a curated record. Gene Ontology annotation, biological process: ceramide metabolic process; phytosphingosine biosynthetic process. Gene Ontology annotation, cellular component: endoplasmic reticulum membrane. Gene Ontology annotation, molecular function: N-acylsphingosine amidohydrolase activity. Lineage: Eukaryota; Metazoa; Chordata; Hyperoartia; Petromyzontiformes; Petromyzontidae.
UUCGACUCCUGCUGCUGCUGCUCCACCCCGGCUCCCCAUGGCGCCUCUCGGCUACUGGGGGCCCCCCACUGCCACCCUGGACUGGUGCGAGGACAACUACGACCACUCGCCCUUCGUAGCCGAGUUCUGGAACACGCUGAGUAACCUGCCCAUGGUGGCUGCCCCUCUUCUCUCCGCGCCAUUCUGCGCUCGAGCCCACGUGGAGUGGAGAUACCUGUUGGCGCUUGUGGGGAUCUCAGUGGUCGGGAUCGGCUCGUGGUUUUUCCACAUGACCCUUCUGUACGAGAUGCAGCUGCUGGAUGAGCUACCCAUGAUCUACACAUGCUGCGUCUUCGUGUACUGCCUGUUUCUCAGCUUUGAGAAGCCAAACUUCAUGAAUGUUCCGUUCAUCCUCACUCUGGUGGCAUUCAGCUGCCUCGUCACAGGGAUUUACCUCCUCUUGAAGGAGCCAGUGUUCCAUCAGGUGAUGUACGGGAUGCUCGUCUGCUUCCUCGUCGUCCGUGGAGUCUACAUCGCGUUCUGGGUCCUCCCGUGCCUGCAGCCCCUCAUGUUCUCCUCGCUCGCCUCCUUCCUCCUCGGCUUCAUCCUCUGGAACCUCGACAACAACUUCUGCCCCACGUGGAGGUUAGGGGUCACCGGGUCACGACGGUCUUGGGGUCACGAGAUGUUAACUACCUCGCCUGGUAUGCAGAAGAUUGUGGGUUCGAUCCCGACUCUGACGCCUCUGUAUAUCGGGAGUUUGUAUGCUGUUCUCUCUCUCUCACCGUGGUCGCGUGGAUUUUUCUCCGGGCCCUCCGGUUGUCCCCUCCACAUGUAUAAUCAACAUCACCACACGUAUAGAGUAUUUGGCUGAUGCUAUAAAUGUCCACGUGGUAAAAUAAAAACAUAGUUUAGUUGAGGGUGACGGGUUGCUAAGUUACAGCUCACAGGGUCCGCACAGAGGUCAGACUGACAUGGGGAAUAUUGAAGAUGACGCUGAUGUUGAUGAUGUGGGCGAUGGGAUACAGGUGAUGGUGGUUGUUGAUUGUUGAUGUCUUAAUCUUUGGAAGAACGUAAUCAUCCAGGCUAUGCGAUAACUCCUCUGGCCGCUAUGGGCAGGAAUUCCACACAACUCUCUCAUUGUUCUCUACCCCAAUUCCCCCCCCCUCUCUAUUUAAGGCCUCGACACAGAGGCGUUGUCUUUCUGUUUGUCUAUGUGUGUGUCUCUCUCUGUCUCUGGGUGUGUCUCUCUCUGUGUCUCUCUCUGCUUGUGUCUAUGUGUCUCCGUGUCUGUGUUUUGUCUCUCAAAUUUAGCAAUCUUUGGAAGAACGUAAUCAGUCAGAUAGGGUGUUGACUGUUGUGUUAGCCGACUCUGUGUUGUAUUGCAUUAUAUUUCUAAGUUUACUUCAUUCUUACCUGAUGAUGGUUGCUUGUGUUGCAAUCGAAACGUCGUAUUCCAUUAUUAUUUAAUUUAUUUUCUUUCUACGUGACUUGCCCAAAAUAACCAAAGAGUAAUUCCUGCAGUCACGAGAGCUUCGAAUCUAGUUUGAAACGUCGUGAUUUAUUUUAUUUUAUACCUACGUGACUUUACUGAAAGAACCAAAGAGUAUAGUUUGAGCUUUUAUUUGGCCGGAUAGAGGGGGCUGAACAGGCGCAGCACGGGCUAGAGAAGAGAUGGAGUGAUGUGGUACAGGAGGACGUGAAGCUGAGUGGACUUGUCGAUGACUGGGACCAGCGGUGUCAAGAUCGGCCUCUGUGGAGGAGGCUCGUGAAGGACGCUACUGGGCAGUUAGAGGCAACGGAGGGAAGAGCAGAGCGCUUUGCGGUUAAAACACAGCAAGUUGGCACAGUAGGGGGCACAGGUGGUGGUGCAUCUGCAGGUCGUCUCAGUCAGUCGACCCAUGCAAACCUGCAGGGUCUGUCCGGUGACCUGCCAACGGGCAUUUGAUACUUCAUGUGGCCUUAAAGUGCACUUAGCAUGGCACAAGCGCCAUUGUGACAUCACCGCUACCUAGUGACGAAUGGCUGUUGUGUGCAUGACGAGGUGAGUGACGAGGUGAGUGUGAUGAGGUGAGUGACGAGGUGAGUGU